Messenger RNA from Eutrema salsugineum, 357 nucleotides. RefSeq names its product S-protein homolog 21. The transcript has a single exon. The record is from RefSeq and is a predicted model, not a curated record. NCBI's taxonomy places the organism in Eukaryota, Viridiplantae, Streptophyta, Magnoliopsida, Brassicales, Brassicaceae. Bases 1 to 357 code for a protein of 118 amino acids.
AUGAUUAAAGAACACAAUAAACUGAGGGUUCAUUGUAGAUCGAAAGACGACGAUCUAGGUUUCCAUGACCUCAACGAAACUGAGAUCUACGACUUCAGCUUUCGGGAACACGUGUUCGCGACCACGCUUUUCUGGUGCAAUGUGUGGAAAGGACCCGAUUUCAACAAGCAUCACCAGAGUUUCGAGGCGUUUUCGUCGGACACGCAAUGGAAACUGCUUUGUGGGGGUAAAAUUUGUAAGUGGGUCGUGAGAGAUGAUGCCAUUUACGUGUUCAAUACUAGAACCAAAUAUUACGCUUACGUAUAUGCAUGGGAUGUGCCUCAUGGUAACACUCAUAUGAUCACUUCUUCCACCUAG